This is a messenger RNA of Babesia ovata, 2217 nucleotides long. Its product is annotated as chromosome transmission fidelity 1. Bases 1 to 2217 code for a protein of 738 amino acids. The transcript is spliced from 6 exons. Gene Ontology annotation, biological process: establishment of sister chromatid cohesion; nucleobase-containing compound metabolic process. Gene Ontology annotation, molecular function: hydrolase activity, acting on acid anhydrides, in phosphorus-containing anhydrides; DNA binding; ATP binding. NCBI's taxonomy places the organism in Eukaryota, Apicomplexa, Aconoidasida, Piroplasmida, Babesiidae. Gene Ontology annotation, cellular component: nucleus. The record is from RefSeq and is a predicted model, not a curated record.
AUGACUGCCAGCCCGGAACCGGAGUUCAAGCUGCCAUUCGAGGCGUAUCCCUCGCAGAAGAAGUUCAUGCAAGAUGCGUAUACGUGCUUCGAGGAAUCCCGCUUCGGGCUCUUUGAGUCCCCGACCGGAUCGGGGAAGACCAUCGCAAUCCUGUGUAGCGUUCUCACCUGGCUCAGGGAUAACCGGGUGAAUGACGCCAUCUCUAGGUUGGAACUCAAAGCGGAGCACGGUUGGUUUCGGCUGAGCGGCAUCCAGACGUUGGCAGACGAUGGCGUGCCUGCAUGGGUACGGCGGAGCAUGGAAGCGCAACUCCGAUCAAUUGCGGAGGAGGCCAUCACAACUGAGAUUAGUCACCUGACUGCUACUCGGCAGCUGUUGAGGAGCGACUUCAUCAUAACGGACGAAGGGGUGCGGCUCAGGCCCGGUGCCAAACGCGGACGGGAUCAGGAUGCCACCUCGAGCAACCGCUCAAUCUCUGAUGCGAGACCGGCCAGGAGGAAGAUCCAAAUCGUCAUCUGCAGCAGGACGUUUUCGCAGCUAAAUCAGUAUGUGAAAGAGUUCCGAAGGUUGGGAGCGCUGGGUGAGCACGUUAAGAUUGGCAUAGCGGCGGGGCGUAACCACACAUGCGUCAGCCCCUCCGUGCGGGCUAAGUGCCACACGAACGAGGAGUUCAACGAGCGAUGCCGGCAGGUCACCUGUGAGUACCGCCAAGAUGUGUCGCCACUGGUUGAGGCUUCCAUGUGCUUCCCAAUGGACCUGGAAGACCUCCGGGCGGUCGGAACUGGGCUGUGCGCGUGCCCCUACUAUGCCUCCGCGCAAAGCAUGGCCGAGUGUGACAUCAUCCUCGCGCCAUACGUGUCCGUAUUCAACCCAUCCAUUCGGCAGCACACGGGCAUCGCGACCGAUGGAAAUGUACUUAUCGUUGACGAGGCACACAACCUGGUCGGUGCGGUAACCGAGGCUCAAUCGAGCGUAAUACACCCCAAGGCAAUGGCGGCACUCGCCCAGCAAUGCAGGUCGUUUAGGGACAAAUACAGGGGUGAAAUUAACGGUGGUGAUGAAACUAUCGCAAGUAUUGAAAGGGUCGCCGGCAUCCUCUCUAAAUGUGGGAAGGCACUGAGCGCCGCUACCGGUUCCCCUCGCGUGUUCUCCAUACCCGGCUUCAUGAUUGAGAUGGGACUCGACGAUACCAAGUUUCACGAGAUUGUCUCGUUUAUGGUCUCGGGCGAUUUCUGCAGGCGUCUAAGGGCAUUGGCCGAGCGGCUGUGGGCGUCCAAAUGCAAAGGAGUUGUUGCAUCUACCGAUCACUCGAAUCGCAACCCACAUCUUUAUGCCGUAUACGAUUUCCGGCACUUCGUUACAACUUUGCUGUCGGCGAGCGAGCACGAUCGCGUUCUAGUUACUUCGGAGGCGGGCGACGAGACCAUCGAGAUCUUCAAUCUGGCUGCAGAUGAGCAGGGUCUGGAGUUGGUGUAUGACAGCAGCUCAAGGGAGGGCGGGCGCGAGUUGUCGGCGCUGUGCAGGGUCGUCGAAGCCGCUGCAUCGGUCACACCAAAUGGGAUCCUCUGCUUUGUGUCGAGCUACGGGUUCCUGAAGAAUUUUCAGGUCGCGUUUGAAAGCUCGCCAGAGAGAGCCAGGGUCCUCCAACACAAGGCAGUGUUCUUCGAAUCGCAAGGUGCGUUGACGGAUGCGCGCUGGCAAAGUGGUACAGACAAGGGCGGCUCUGUCAUCGCGGAUUACUCCAAGCAGGCUCUUGGUAGAGGAGCGGUACUGUUCGCAGUGUAUGGUGGAUCGCAGAGCGAGGGCGUGGACUUCGCUGAUGGGCUCGCACGCUUGGUCAUAUUAGUGGGUCAGCCGUACCCACCCGAGGGGAUCAAGCUGCAGCUGAAGAGAGAGUACUUCAGGGCCAAGGCGAAGCAGGAGAGCCUGUCGCGAUCUCAGCGAGACGUUUAUGCCAGGUUGGCAGACGAUAUGAAGACCAUCAUGUGCUUCAAAACCGUCAACCAAAGCAUAGGCAGGGCGAUGAGGCAUAAAGGGGACUACGCCGCCAUCGUGUUGUUAGAUGCCAGAUACAAAAGCGCGAAAACUCAGAGAUGGUUGCCUGCAUAUGUUAGGCAAGCACUUUCUAGGGACACAAAACCAAGUAGUGCACCAAAUGAAGUUGCGGGCUUGAAGCAAAAUCUCGCCUUAUUUUAUAAAUCUAAGAACAAACAAUAA